CCUUGUGCAGGACUAGGCGCUCCUCGAAGCUGAUUUAUACAAUACAAGUGUCGACACUCGACAGUGGUCGUUGAGCUCUAAGCAGACAACAGAGAGUAUAGGCUGUGCUAUCGAUCCUUUUUAAAAACUUUCUCGUAUGUGUUUGGCUGCCUAUUGUGUUUAGUGGCGAGGCUUGUGUCCUAACCGGUGAUCGACAAAAACAAAGAGUGGCGUGUAGAGCAGCGUCAGGGGGAUCACCUAUCGACCGUAUUUUGUCAAAUUUCAUCAUUCUCUCUCUCUCUCUCUACAAAGAUAUACUCGGUCCCGGCUAUAUUUAGCUCUGCUGUUUUUCCCUUUUAAAAACAUUGAAUAACUAUUUUACCUACCACAGUGUGUGUGUGUGUGUGUGUGUGUGUGUGUGUGACUUGAACCCAAAACUCUUUAGUCCAUCUCUGUUGGGAGAUGGCAGGGAAAUAAAACAGCAGUUUGGUUUUUUCCCCCUCUAUCUCUACCAGUGUGUGUGUGAGUCGACGACGACGACUAAAAAAGAGGGUAGAGGGAUAGCCCGAUUCGAGGUAUAACUAUAUAUAUAUAUAUAAAUAUAUACAGGAACACACAGCAGGGGAAAAAGAAAACAUGCCCCAAAGAGUGCCUGGGGCAUGUCAAGGUGAAGGUUACUGCCAAUGCCGUCAAUAGGUCGAUCCUCGAGCUGCACGAGUGGCUGAACUACUUGCAACGAACAAGUCUGCUCUGAUCCUAAAUUUCGGUGUCGACUGGAUUUUUGCGACGCGGCCUCUCUUUUGAAAAGGAGGAGGAGGACGUCAACUUCCUUCAUGGCUUUUUCAGGGCUGCAUUACUUUGCUGUCUGCUUCGUCGUCUUCGUCUCUUUGGCCGUCCGUUCAUCCCUCUCAGCCAUCAAUCAAGAUGGCGAUGCAGUCAAGUGCACCGGACCGGACCAGUUUGCCUGCGCCGACGGAUUACGAUGCAUCCCGGCCAAUUGGCGAUGCGACAGCUCGCCGGACUGUGCCGACACAUCGGACGAACCAUCUGAUUGUCCGCCACUGACUUGCCAGCCGGGACAAUUCCAAUGCGUUGGGAGUGGCCACUGCAUUCCCAUCCACUGGGUAUGCGACGGUGAAGCCGACUGCGGAGCAUCCGCUCCUGGUAUCGAUUCGUCUGACGAGGAUCCCGUCAAAUGUCACGCCAAUAUCACUUGCCCGCCAAACAACUUCCGCUGCCCGGAUGGAUCUGGUUGCCGUCUUAUCGCGUCCCUUUGCGACACAACGGCCGACUGCUCCGAUGGCUGGGACGAAGGACCAUUUUGCCAAAACGUGAGCCAAUGUCAAGGCGCCGGAUGUCAACACGGAUGCAAGCCCAGCGCCGACGGACCGCUCUGCUUCUGCAAAGAGGGAAGUCAGCCUAAUGGAACCGAUUGCGUCGAUGCCGACGAGUGUGCCGUCGAAGGCUCUUGCGAUCAACUGUGUACCAAUAGCAAUGGAUCCUUCAGCUGCGACUGCGUUGGCGGAUACCAGAAAGACGGCCAGCGAUGUCACGCCCUCAAUGAACCUGAAAAUGAACUUGCCUCGCUGUUGUUGGUGACUUCGAUCGACGUCCGACAUGUCCACCUCAACGGCACCCCCAUUAACGGAGCUAGUCGACACGCCACGGUCGAAACGCAGACUUUGGAGUUCAAUCACCGCAACCGCACCGUUUGCUGGCUGUAUCACCUCGUUCCCAUGGUGGUCCUCCGUUGCGCUCUUGUGGCCGAUUUGACUGUCAGCUGGGAUUUACCUCCCCCCACCAUGUUUAGUUUGAAUACCGUCAGUCAGGUGGCUCUAGACUGGGUCUCCGGUAACUGGUAUUUCCUUGAUGACAACAAAGAACUCAUCUUCCUGUGCAACAGCACAUUGACUAUUUGCACGACGGUGGUGGAGGUCAAUUUAAAUAAGCCGCGCGCCCUGGCGUUGGAUCCGCCCAACGGAUUGAUGUUCUUUACCGUUUUCGGCUAUAAUUCACCCCGAAUCGAACGGGCCGGAUUAGACGGCAGCAACCGUCAAUCUGUUGUCAGCGAUAAGGUCGUCUACCCCGUCGGCUUAGCUCUUGACUUGGCAAACAGUUAUAUCUAUUGGAUAGAUACUUAUUUGGACGUCAUAGAGCGAGCCAGCUACGAUGGCACCAAAAGGAAAACAGUCAAGAAAGGCUAUUUGGUGCGGAACCUUUACGGCAUCAGCUUGUUCGAGAACGAUUUAUAUGUGACCAACUGGCGUAACGAGAGUGUGUACCGCAUCAACAAGUAUACAGGCGAAUCUGUGCUAGCCUUGAAGAGCAACAAGAGUCGACCGUUUUCCAUCCACGCCUACCACCGUCAACGACAGCCAGAAGGCAUUAACCCGCCGUGCAAGUUAACCAACAAUAAUUGCCAGCACCUAUGCGUUCCGCUGGGUAAGAAUGGAAACACCACCCAAGGUGGCAACGCCACAGCAGCCCAAGGCAACGCGGUCUGCAUGUGUAAGGCCGGAUAUAAAUCCGUCAAGGAUGGGCGAUGUACCCCCAUCAAACAAGCCCAGUUCCUCGUCUACGCCCAGGGAAAACCCUCCAUGAUUAAAAGUGUUGGGCUGACGCCUGUUGGAAACCCAUCAUGGCCGUCCACUCCGGGCGAGAGCUGGCAUCAACAAGCCAUGGUUCCCAUUACAGAGGUCGGCCUGGUGGGCGCCCACGACUUUCACGUGGCAUCGCAGUCCAUCUACUUUUCCGACCGCCUGCGAUUGACGAUCGAACGCCAAAAAAUCGACGGCAGCAGCCGUCAAGUUCUUCUUGAACAAGGAUUGGACUCUUGCCAGGGCCUGGCCAUUGACUGGAUGAGUCGUAACAUUUACUGGACCGACGAGGGGCGGGGCGCUAUCAGUGUCUCCCGUCUUGACAGUAUGGAGGAAGCCAAUCUCAGCAAACGACGACUCCUCAUCAGCGUACCCCACCCUCGAUCCAUCGUGGUUGAUCCCAAACGCGGCCUCAUGUACUGGUCACAGUGGGAAUCGGUCGUUCAGGUGUCUGUGCUCGACAUCAACACGCCGGCCACCAUCCAGCGUGCCUGGAUGGACGGAACUCACAUCGAAGUCCUAGUCAGGCAAAAUUUACACUGGCCCAAUGGUUUGACCAUCGACUACGCUGGAAAGAAAAUGUAUUGGUGUGAUGUCCAUCUCGGACGCAUUGAGCGGAUCAAUUUGGAUGGCACCAAUCGAGAGCUGAUUGCGUCAGCGUCAGAGAACCUUCACCGGCCCUACGGCCUGGCUCUCAGUGACAGUUUCCUCUACUGGACUGAAAAAGAUGCCGGCAAAAUUCAACGGCUCUCCUUGAACAACCUUUCGCUGCCAAUCGAAACGUUACGGACGGAAAAUCGGGUCUUGUUCGAUAUCAAACUCUUUGACAACACCUCCCAGACAGGAGAGAAUAUCUGCAGUUCGAAUCCUUGUCCGGAUCUUUGCGUGGUGGUUCCCAAGGGCCACGUCUGCCUAUGCCGCGAGGGUUUCCAGUCGGAUCCAAAAAACAACCAAUCGUGCACGAUCCCGACUGCCGAGCUGACGACGUGCGACCCCAUCCAGGAGUUCCGUUGUCGCCGCAGCGGCACCUGCAUCGAGAAGCGGUUCUUGUGCGACGGAGAUUUCGAUUGUCCCGACCAGUCGGACGAGGACACGGCUCCCGGUGGCUCUUGCGAGCACGUGACGUGCCGCAAGGAUCAGUUCAAGUGCCGCACCAUUGGCUGCGUGGCGAGGUCGUGGGUGUGUGACGGCGACCGCGAUUGCAACGACGGAUCCGACGAGGAGGAAUCGCUCUGCCAGAACUCUUCGUGCAACACGAAUCAAUUCACGUGCCGCCAGACGGGCCGCUGCAUCCCCAAGGCUUGGGAGUGUGACUCUGAUCACGAUUGCGGCGCCGGUGACACUUCAGACGAGCACGACGGAUGCGCCAAUCAAAAGUGCGGGGUGGACGAGUUCACUUGCGCCAGCGAAAUGUGCGUUCCACUGGAUUUUGUUUGCGAUCGCGACGACGACUGCCGAGACGGCUCGGACGAGAAGAAUUGCCAGCACAUGUGCGAGUCUCCCGAGCACUACUACUGCGCUGCCGAUAACAAAUGUUUGUCGGCGGCCGCCCUCUGCAACGGCGUCGUCGAAUGCAGCACUCGAGAAGACGAGUCCAAUUGUUCGGCCGUCUCCAAACACGGAUGCGAAUCGCACGAGUACGACUGCGGAGAUGGAACUUGCAUUCCUUCCCUAUUGGUUUGCAAUUUGCAGCACGACUGUCUGGACGGAUCUGAUGAGCACGGAUGUGUCAACGUCACUUGCCGGCCCGGUGAAUUUGUAUGCGCCGACAAUUCGCGUUGUUUACCCUCCGUCUGGCAGUGCGAUGGCAGCGAGGAUUGCUCGGACGGAUCCGACGAAAAAGGAUGCGCCUCCAAGACUCCAACGUGUUUGCAUCCGUCGCGGUUGUGCGACAAUCAAACUCGAUGCAUCGACGCCAGUUUGCUCUGCAAUGGCAAAGCGGAUUGCACGGACGGAUCGGACGAAUCGGACCGGUGCAGCGAGAAACUCUGCUCACACGCUCACGAUUGCAGCCACGUGUGCCACAACGCUCCCGAAGGCGUGGUCUGCUCUUGCCCAUUGGAUUCCGGAUUGACGCUUGGCAAUGAUAGUAAAACCUGCUCUAUCUCUCACCCGUGCGAACAAUGGGGCACCUGUUCCCAAUUGUGCAUACCCGUCAGAUCCAAACAUCAUUGCGCCUGUUUCCCCGGCUAUGAAAAACAGCCGGAUGGCUUCACUUGCAAAAGCACCGAUCCGUCAACACCCUACAUCAUCUUCAGCAAUCGCCACGAACUACGCGGGAUUGACUUGCACACGCACAACGUCAAGGCUCUCAUUUCCAGUUUGAAGAACACGAUCGCCCUGGACUUUUACCACAGCUCAGAAGCCGAUGUCAUCUUUUGGACUGAUGUGGUCGAUGACAAGAUCUACCGGGGGACGCUCGUCGGCGGAUCCCUCACCAACAUCGAAGUCGUCGUCCAAACUGGACUGGCCACUGCCGAAGGACUGGCCGUCGAUUGGAUUGGCGAGAAUCUCUAUUGGGUCGAGAGCAAUCUCGACCAGAUUGAAGUCGCCAAACUCAACGGCAGCUUCCGCCGGACGCUGAUCGCUGGAAACAUGGAAAGUCCAAGAGCCAUAGCCCUGGAUCCCCGCCACGGAAUCCUCUUCUGGACGGAUUGGGAGUCGGGUCAUCCGCGCAUCGAGUCGUGCAGCAUGAGUGGUGAUGGCAGGAAAGUCGUCGUUCGGGUUGACGCCGUUUCAGACGGAGCCUGGCCCAACGGCCUCACUCUCGAUUACGGUGCCGAGAGGAUCUAUUGGAUUGACGCCCGCUCGGACUCGAUCCAUACGGCCAAAUACGAUGGAACCGACCCACGGGAAAUCAUACGCGGCCACGAAACUCUGUCGCAUCCGUUCGCCAUUGCCCUGUUUGAAAAUCAUGUCUACUGGACCGAUUGGCGAACCAAUUCCGUCAUCCGCGCAAACAAGUGGAACGGCUCCGACGUUACAGUCAUCCAACGGACAUUGACGCAGCCUUUCGACAUCCAGAUUCUGCAUCCCAGCCGCCAGCCAUCUGAUUUCAAAAAUCCCUGCGGCACCAAGAACGGCAAUUGCUCUCACUUGUGUUUGCUGAAUUUCAACGGCACCUAUCGUUGCCAUUGCCCGCAUGUUAUGAAGCUGGCCGAGGACGGGCGAAGCUGUAUCCGAAACGAACGUGUCCUUCUCUUUUCUCGGCCCAACGAAAUUCGCGGGGUGGACUUGGACAAUCCGUAUUAUCACAUCAUCCCGCCAAUAAGUCUUCCGCAAGUUCUUCAGGCCGUCCAGCUGGAUUUCUAUGGACAAGAACGACGAAUUUUCUGGGUCGACGCACAACUCAAUGAAGUGAAACGGGUCGGAUUGGUUGGUUCGCCGAUUGAAACGGUCAUCGACACCGCCAUCAAGAAUCCGCACGGAAUGGCCAUUGAUUGGCUGUCGCGGAAUCUCUUUUUCAGUUCCAGCGACGGCACCCGAAAUCACAUCUCUGUGUGUAGCCUGGACGGUGAGUACGUCACUCGCAUCAUCGAAGAUGAUGUCUAUCAAGUGAGAUCGAUGGCCGUCGAUCCGACCCAAGGAAAACUCUUUUGGAGUGAAACCGGCCGACCUCAACAACAAGAGCAUCUCAUCUUUAUGGCCAAUAUGGAUGGCAGCGAGCGGACCAUCCUUGCCAAACUCACUUACCACUCAGAGGACUCCCCCAAGAGCCUAACCUUCGACGUCCAGGACAAGCGUCUCUACUGGAUCGAUGUCGAAAGUCAGUCGAUCCAGUACUACAAUUUCGCCACCCAAAAAGUCGUCCAUUUGUCGUCUAAUCUGACGACGCUCAAGUUACCCACGGCGUUGGCCGUCUUGGGCGAUCAGAUCUAUUGCGCCGAUAAGGACGACGCAGCCAUUCACGUCAUUGACAAAACAGUCGGCACUCACGACUCCAUUCUACGGACCAACAUUGACAAUGUGCUGGCACUCAAAAUCUACGAUCCCGAACUGCAGACGGGCACCAACGAAUGCAUGAGCAAACGGAACCAAUGCGCUCAUUUGUGUCUCCCCAUCGCCACUUCAAAGUUGAUUUGCAAAUGCGCUGCCGGAUACGUGACUGACCCCAAGAACCCCAACAACUGCGUCAGCGUUGAUUCGUUCAUCCUGUACUCACUCAACGGAGAAAUCAAAGGCGUUGCAUUAGGGGAGACCGUCAACGUUACCAACCACACGGAAGUCCUUGGUCCAAUUUCCCGCAUUCAAAUGGCUAACAGCAUCGAUUUCCUGGCCGUCGAUGGGUACAUCUAUUGGGUGGACAGCGACCACGGUAGCAUCGUCAGGAUUCGUCGAGACGGAACCGGACGUCAAGUCAUUGCCCAAGGGUUGGAUUCAGUUGAAGGCUUGGCCAUUGAUUGGAUCGCCGGUAACAUGUACUGGACCAAUCCCAAGUUUGACGUGAUUGAAGUGGCCAACGUCAAUGGAUCAUUCAAGUACGUUGUAGUGGCUGGCGACAUGGACAAACCCAUGGCUAUCACCGUUGAUCCGGUUGCUGGCUUUCUCUUUUGGACGGACCGCGGUCGGAUACCUCGAAUUGAACGCGUUCGACUGGAUGGAUCGGAUCGCCGAGUGCUUGUCAACGAGUCCAUAUUUUUCACGACCGGAUUAACGCUGGAUUACCAGAACAAGAAAGUAUAUUGGUGUGAUUCGCGACUGGAUACCAUCGAGAGCAUGGAUUACGACGGUGGCAAUCGCCAAGUUCUACUGGACAAGACCCACCUAGAAAAUCCGCAAGGCAUCUCCAUCUAUCGGGAUCAGAUUUUUUGGAUCGACACUACGCAGGAUGGCGGAACGCUGAAUCAGGCUCCGACAUCCAACGUGUCCGAUCACCAAGUCGUCCUCUCACAACUGGGUGAAUCUCUCAAAGACAUCAAAGUGUACAGCAAAGAACGGCAGGAAGGCACCAAUCCUUGUUCCAUCCGCAACGGUGACUGCAAGGAAUUGUGUCUGUUUAACGGUUCCAGUGCCGUUUGUGCCUGUGCUCAUGGCCAAGUCAGUGCCGACGGAAGGGACUGCGAGGAAUUCGAUGCCUUUGUCGUCUAUUCCAGGAUGACCCGCAUUGAUUCGAUUCACAUAAGCGACGCCAAUAAUUUCAAUGCGCCAUUUCCUAGCAUUGAAUCGAAGGAAUUCAUACGCAACGUCAUUGGUCUUGGCUACGACUAUCAGCGACGCCUCAUCUUUUACUCUGACAUCCAGCGAGGCAGCAUCAAUUCCGUCUACUUUAACGGGACUCGUCACAAGGUCAUCGCCGAGAAACAAGGAAUGGUCGAGGGAUUGGCUUACGACAGUAAAGACGACUCGUUAUACUGGACUUGCAAUAGUGAUUCUACCAUCAGUAAAGCUGUUCUUAGCCACAAGAACGCCACCGUCGAGAAAGUUGUCCGUUUGACGACCGAAGACAAACCACGAGGCAUUGCUCUCGAUCCUUGCGACUCGCGUGUUUACUGGACAAACUGGAACUCUCGCAAUCCUGGAAUCCAACGAGCCUAUUACACAGGGUUUGAUGUCCAGUCAAUCAUUACGACCGACAUUCGUAUGCCUAACGCCUUAGCGCUCGAUUUGGUGGCCCAAAAACUCUACUGGUCUGACGCUCGACUCGACAAAAUGGAACGAGCCGAUUUGGAUGGCAAGAACCGUGUGGUGCUGUCCAAGGUUUCGCCACAGCAUCCGUUCGAUAUCGCCGUCUACGGUAACUACAUCUUCUGGACGGAUUGGGUUCUGCACGCCGUAUUGCGAGCGAACAAAUAUACGGGCGAAGACGUCGUCUGGCUCCGCAAGGAAGUCCCACGGCCGAUGGGCAUUGUCGCCGUCCACAAUACCACUUACGACUGCAGCGCCAACCCCUGUAGGGCUUUGAACGGUGGAUGCGAGGAUCUGUGUCGAUUGGAUGAAUACGGAAAAGUUUCUUGUCAGUGUUUUCCCGGAAGAACGGUACUCAGGUCGGAUCCAAGCCGCUGCGGAAGGCAGAGCACCAACUGUUCGGCCAUGGAAUUCGAGUGCAGCAGCGGUGACUGCAUCCCUUUCCAUUUCACGUGUGACGGCGUGGCUGAAUGUCCCGACUUUUCUGACGAGCUUCCCACCUAUUGCAUGUUCCGUAAAUGUCUGCCCGGUUUCUUCCAAUGCCAAAAUAGCAGAUGUGUGUUGCAAAACGCUUCCUGCGAUGGACAAAACGACUGCGGGGAUUUCAGUGACGAAGCCAAUUGCACUUGCAGCACUAGUCAAUUCCGAUGCACUUCCGGCCAUUGUAUAUCAAACAGUUUUAGAUGCGACACUGAUCCCGAUUGUCCAGAUGCUUCAGAUGAAAUGGGUUGCCCGCAACCCAACUGCACCUUAAGUCGAGCUGUCAACGCUCCCGCUCAGAAAUUGCAAAAUUGCCGCAACACGACGGCAUGCAUUCAUCCGUCAUGGAUAUGCGACGGCGCGAACGAUUGCUGGGACAAUUCGGACGAGCUCAAUUGCACCAGUCCCGGAUCGACAACAGGGCCGUCUGGGGGACCGUCCGUGACAGACGGCCAAUCUUGCCCAGCAUCAGCAUUCCAAUGCCGCAAUGGCAAGUGUAUUACGCAUGCCUGGUUAUGCGACCGUGACGACGACUGUGAAGAUUCCGUCAAUGGAACGCUCAGCUCCGACGAAGUCAACUGCGACUACACUUGUCGGCCCGACCAGUUCAAAUGCAACAAUUCAGAUUGCAUUCCAUCAAUGUGGCGUUGUGACGGCACCGAAGACUGCACAGAUGGUUCCGAUGAAUCGGGUGACUGCCAAACAAGGGUCUGUGGUGAGACGGAAUUCCGAUGCAACACCACAGGUCGAUGCAUUCCAUCCUUGUGGGUAUGCGACGGCGACGUUGACUGCUCAGAAGACGGAUCAGAUGAAAACCCAUCGGUUGGAUGCAGUCCGAACCUUUCGCCCGACAAAUCCCGACCGGCUUGUCAUCACAACGAGUUCCGCUGUCUCAAUCGCCGAUGCGUCCUCAAGCUCUUCUACUGUGAUGGCGACGAUGACUGCGGAGAUUUAAGUGACGAGCCGCCCUACUGCGCUCACGUGAGCAAACACCACUGCGCGCCCAACGAAUUCCAGUGCCGAAACCGGAAAUGUAUCACACGAUCCAAGACAUGCGAUGGUCGCGACGACUGUGACGACGGUUCCGACGAAGACGUCAUAUCUUGUUCCAUGUCCUCCAACACCAACACCACCAAAGGAGAGUGCCUGGCCGGCCAAUUCCGUUGUGCAAAUCGUCUCUGCGUCAACUCUGCGCUUUUGUGCGACGGCCGUAACGAUUGUGGCGAUUUCAGCGACGAAAACAAAUGCAACGUCAACGAAUGCGAGCCCAUCAACCCGUGCGCCCACACCUGCGUCGACAAGCCGGUCGGUUUUGAGUGCCAGUGCAACGAAGGAUACAAGACCAACCCCAAAGACCCGCUUCUUUGCGCUGACGUAGACGAGUGCGCUCUGCAUCCCCGUCCUUGCUCUCAGGUCUGCCGUAAUACAAUCGGAUCUUACAUCUGCUCCUGCACCGAUGGAUUCGCCAUCCACAACGGCACCGGUUGCAAGACAAAUUCCAGCAUCGCUCCAACGGUCCUGUUCUCCAACCGCUAUUACAUCCGGGAAGUACACUUGCACAGUCGAGUGGCUUCUGUUCGAGCCCACAACUUGACCAAUGCCGUUGCUCUCGACUACGACUGGCUGGAGCAGUGCCUAUACUGGUCGGACGUGACCGAAUACGGGUCGAGUCUCAAGCGACUUUGUGGAAAUGACACAAGCCAGGAUCAACAACAGACCUUGCACUCGGCCACACUGCAAAACCCUGAUGGUCUAGCCGUUGAUUGGGUUGGCCGUAAUUUGUAUUGGUGCGACAAGAAGACAGACACGAUUGAAGUUUCGAAACUGGACGGUCGAUUUCGUAAGAUCCUACUGCACGAAGGACUACAAGAGCCUCGAGCUAUUGCUUUGGAUCCCAGUCAGGGCUAUCUUUACUGGACUGAUUGGGGUGACAAGGCCCACAUAGGCAAAGUUGGGCUAGACGGGAGCCAACCGCGAGUCAUAGUCAAUACGUCACUUGGCUGGCCUAAUGCGUUGGCAAUUUCUUACGAAACAAACGAAGUCUUUUGGGCGGACGCUCGUGAAGAUUACAUUGCUGUUGCUGAUUUGGAAGGUCGAAAUCCUCGCAUCGUCUUGAGUCGUGGCGACAACACCAACGCCCGUCUACACCACAUUUUCGCCCUGACGGUGUUUGAAGAUUCCAUUUACUGGACCGACUGGGAAACUAAAUCUGUUGAAAAGUGUCACAAAUAUAAUGGCGGCGAUCGCGAGACCAUCAUCACGACCAUCCACAGACCCAUGGACAUUCAGGUCUACCACCCGUUGAGACAGAGGCCGCUGGAGAAGAAUCCUUGCGAAAACAACGGCAAUUGCACAGCCCUGUGUUUGCUGAAGCCAGGCGGAGGUAGCCAAUGUGCUUGCCCGGAAAAUUUCGUCCUCGCCAGUGACGGCGUUUCGUGUCUCAAUAAUUGUUCAUCGUCACAGUUUGUCUGCGCCACCACCUAUAAAUGCAUCCCGUUCUGGUGGAAAUGCGAUACUCAGGACGACUGUGGCGAUCGUUCAGACGAACCUGCCGAUUGCCCGGCUUUCACCUGUAUGCCUGGGCAAUUCCAGUGCAGCAACGGCCACUGCAUUCACCCGUCACUGCUCUGCAAUGGCGAAUCGGAUUGUGGCGAUGGCUCUGAUGAAAUCAAAUGCGAGACCCACACCUGCCUCAGUUCCCAGUUCAAAUGCCGUGGCAACGGAACGCUGUCCGAUCGGUGCAUCGACUCGAAUCAGCGAUGUGACGAUCAGGCAGAUUGCCCGCUGGGUGAAGACGAAAAAGACUGCCCACCGGUGACAUGCCCGUCCAAUCAACAUCGAUGUGGCACCGACAGCAAGUGUAUUCCAGCUGUUUGGGUCUGCGAUGCAGAUCACGACUGUCCUGAUGGGUCGGACGAGCCAGCAAAUUGCACCCAGCGCGCCUGUCCCGACAACCAUUUCCGAUGCCGUUCGGGACGGUGUAUUCCACUGACGUGGAAAUGUGACGGCGAUAAAGAUUGUCCGGAAGGUGAGGACGAGCCGGACUCGUGCACUAAUCCCGACAUACACACGUGUGAACCAACUUAUUUCAAGUGUGAGAACAACAAAUGUAUUCCUGGGCGCUGGCGCUGCGACUACGACAACGAUUGUGGCGACGGAUCGGAUGAGAAGGGUUGCACACCGCGCAACUGCAGCGAGUCGGAAUUCCGUUGCGGAGACGGCCGUUGUAUCCGUGGCUCGUUGCGCUGCAACGGAGAGUUCAACUGCGACGACCGGAGUGACGAAGCCGAUUGCAACACGACCUGCAGCGAAGGCGAAUUCCAGUGCGCCAAUCCCAAAUUCUGCAUCCAGGCCGAUUGGCGUUGUGACGGCGAUGUGGAUUGUGCCGACGGAUCGGAUGAAUUCCACUGCAACACGACGUGCUCACCAGACGAUUUCGCCUGCGCCAACGGCGAAUGCACCUCUCUCCUGUGGCGCUGCGAUGGCGACAACGACUGCAGCGAUGGAUCGGAUGAAGCCAGAGACAUGUGUGCUCAUCUUGGAUGCCCGCCCGGCAAAUUCCGCUGCCGCAACUUCCUCUGCAUCCCGCAGACGGAAGUUUGCGACAAUUACAAGGACUGCGAGGACGGAUCUGACGAGGAACCUGCCGUGUGUCAGGCCCAGGGACUUUGUUUGCCGCACCAGUUUCGAUGCAGGAGCGGCCAUUGCAUUAAUGGCUCCAUGGCCUGCGAUGGAUUUAACGAUUGUGGUGACGGCAGUGAUGAAAUCGAUUGCCGUAGCCCGUCCGUCUGCAGUUUUGGCAAAUGCUCCCAGUUGUGCGUUGAAAAGAAGGGAGGCAAUCACAGUUGCAUUUGUGCUCCUGGCUUUGCGGCCAUGUCGACAGGAGCCAACAAACCCAAAACAUGUUUGGCUGAUGGCGAUGCCAGUCAAUUGCUGAUUGCCAGUGACAACAAAUUGCGACGACUCAGCCCCUUCAAAGCGGGAGAUAUCUCCGAUUCCGUCUUUAGUCCGGGCAGCAUCCGCAUAGAAGCGGCCGACGUCUUUUACAACGCAACAGAGCUCAUCGUGUUCUGGAGCAGUCCACACAACAAGAGCAUCCAUCGCUACGACAUGGCUGCAUCCACGCUGCACCAAUCGUCUAAUUUGGAAGACACGCAAACCAGCAGUCGACGAGGCAAAACUGAAACUCUCCUCACUGGGUUGGAAGAUCCCAGAGGUCUGGCCGUCGACUGGUUCGGUUUCAAUCUUUAUUGGGUUGACGGAACACACAAACUAGUCGGAGUCAUCAGCUUCGAUGGUCUUCUGCGACGCCAUCUGAUUUCUAGCGACCUGGAUCAGCCGCACGAUAUCGUUGUCGAUCCGCUGUCGGGUUCUAUGUUCUGGUCGGAUCUUGGUCUAAAUGCCCGCAUAGAAACGGCCCGUAUGGACGGCAGUUUACGUCGACUUUUAGUCGAUUCUGACAUUCUUUACCCUACUGGUCUGGCCAUUGAUUAUCCAGCUCGGAGACUUUACUGGGCUGAUCCAAAAACCGGAACUUUGGAGAGUGUCAACCUGGAAGGGAAAGAUCGAGUCGUAGUGCGUCGUUUUAGGUUAUCCAUAGAAGACAAGCCUUUCAAAGUCGACAUCUUUGAAGACUCUAUGUUUUUAGUGAUGCACCAAACCCAUGGAAUCGCUCGUCUUAACAAAUUCGGACAAGGCAAUCUGACGACCCUGGUGUCUGGUCUGAAUCGAGCUUCUGACAUAAUCGUCGUACAAGAAAACAAACAAACGCGUCAAAGUAGCAAUCCUUGCAGCACCAAAUGUAAUCCGGGCGCUUUGUGUCUGCUGAGCUCGUCUACCAGCCGCACCUGCAGUUGCACCAUGUCCAUGACGACGACAAUGGUGGGCACUGAUGUCACUUGCCAACCUCCCGUUUGUGGAUUGGAUUGCAAUUCCGGCAAGUGCGUCGUUGAUGACCGGGGAAUGGCCAGUUGUAAAUGCCCCUCGCUCUAUGAGGGCGACCGCUGUGAACGCUACCGUUGUUCCGGUUACUGUCGCAACAAAGGCGUCUGCUACCCUGAUUUGCUCGUGUCCGAUCCACCGCCUCUAAAAUGUAGCUGCACGCCGGAUUGGACGGGUGAACGCUGUGAAACACGCGCGACUGCCUGCGAGGACCGUUGUCAAAAUGGAGGUUCGUGCAUCCAAACAGCAAGUGGAACGUCUUGUUCGUGUCCUUCUGGUUUCUCCGGCGAGUUUUGUGAAAAUUGUCCAUCACUGAACUGUUUGCACGGCGCCUUUUGUCGUGCCAUCGAGAAGGAAACAAAGAACAAGGAGAAAGAAAAUCGCGACAAGAACAGCGAAAAUGACAAGGAACGAAAGUUUGUUUGUUCCUGCCCACCUGGAUUCUCUGGCGACCGAUGCGAACGUUCCGAAUGCGACGACUAUUGCCCUCAGAGCGAAUGCACGAUGAACGAGCUCGGAGUCCCGCAAUGUUUAUGUGCUCCCGGCUUCACUGGCAAAAAAUGUGACAAUGACGUUUGCGCCGAGUUCUGUUUGAAUAACGGGGAAUGCUUGCGCAGCGCUAAGAAGAUCACCUGCAACUGCAAGCCGGGUUACACAGGCAGACGCUGUGAGACUCGUAGUGAAUGCUCCGACCCGUCCCAGUGCCCUGCCGGAACAUCCAACGCAACGGCCACCGUUUGCAACGGAUUUAACUGCCUCAAUGGUGGCCUCUGUGUUGCCAUUCGAGGCCAGGCUUUCUGUCGCUGCUCCGACGACUGGGCUGGACUGCACUGCGAAGACUACAGGGGCGACUAUAAUGCUUGCAAAGCCAUGUGCAUCAAUGGCGGUGUUUGCGUCUCGACCAAGGCGCUAAGUGUUCCUCGUUGCGAGUGUCUAGCCGACUGGACUGGACCACGCUGUCAGUACCGCAAAUCUUGCCUCAAUUAUUGCUUUAACGGAGGAACCUGCUCACUCAAUCCCGACGAAGAUCUCAAACCCACUUGCCUUUGUCAAGAGGGAUUCUAUGGCGUACGCUGCCAGACAGUAGGCAGCGAUCUCAAUAAUUCCAGCAGUCAGUCGACCAGCGGCAAGUCAUCAGUGAACGGUACGAUCACUGCCAUCGUCGUUGUACUCGUGAUUAUCGUCGUCAUAAUCGCGGCUGCCACAGCUGCAGUGACCGUCAUGCGUAAGCGUCGCAGGGGGAAACCUUUCAUGCAUGUGAGGAUGCAAAGUCAAGAGAACGUCGAAAUCAGCAACCCCAUGUAUCUGAGAGAGGACGCCGACGAAGAUGUGGAAUCUUUGGAUCCCACUUUUGUGAUCGCCAGUAAUAAGGCGACCAACUUCGCUAAUCCUGUCUACGAGUCAAUGUACAACGAUGUAGCAGCGGGCAGUAGCGUCAACGAGGAAAAGAAAGGAUUGCUUCAAAGCGAACCGCCACACCCACUUGAACCACACAAGGAUCAUCCCUUGGCCGAAAACGGGGAAUCUUUUACGUAGAUCUUAUUUUAUUUUAGAUUUUUUUUUGUUUGUAUUCUUUGAAUUCGUCAAUGAUGCUGACUCCAUCCUGAUAAAUUUGCCCCCAGCGAUGGCUUGCUGGAACAAGAUUGUGGCUGAUCGCACCUUUUCGGAUUGAAGACGAUCCCCACUUUGAAAACAGAAUUGACGUUAAAGUCACACCGAUUGCGAUUUUAAUAAUAAUGAUAUUUUUUUUUUAUUGCACUUCGUUCAAGUUGUUGGCGUCAGUUGAACGUCAUCAAUGGAGCUUUGGAAACUUUCCACAUAGUUUUUUUCGUCAGCUGCUCAAGACCUACACACUAAUUGUAUCAUAUCUUUUCGCAUAACUGGACAGCAUAUUAUUUAGCUAAUGUGAUAUCUCUGUUGUCUAUUUCACCCGAUAUUCGACUGGCAAUUUCAUUGAUGUUGAGCAAACCAAGCGGAAUGUUACUCAUCCUUUUUUUAAUUAUUAUUUCUUUUUUUAUUACUUCUUUUUUUUUUUUUUUAUUUUAUUUUUGCAACAGUGCAAACAUGCGGGCAUCGUGACGAAUAGUGUCCCCGUUUGCUUGUCCUUCAAAAUGUUGACAUUGUCUGUUUCAGAUUGAACAAGAUCCCGAUACAUCCCGACUUUAGUUAUUGAUCAUCCCUUUGUAUUCAUGCUCUCUUGAUUUAUACAACUUUUACCGAUCAAUACACCAAUAAAGAAAAAUCCA
Daphnia pulicaria is the source of this 15868-nucleotide messenger RNA. It is a transcript of the gene LRP1, whose product is annotated as prolow-density lipoprotein receptor-related protein 1-like. The transcript is spliced from 41 exons. The record is from RefSeq and is a predicted model, not a curated record. Bases 813 to 15158 code for a protein of 4781 amino acids. Gene Ontology annotation, molecular function: calcium ion binding; protein binding. Lineage: Eukaryota; Metazoa; Arthropoda; Branchiopoda; Diplostraca; Daphniidae.